AUGCCUCCAUGUGAGCAUAAGCGAGGCAUCCAGGACGAGGCACGGGAGGCACCUGCAGGUGAUAGGGGCACCUGUUUCCUUCAUGGGGAGCCAGGCUCUGAAGCCCCAUCAUCACCUUCCUCGCCCAUAGCUAAUGAACCAAAAUACGAGAAGCGCUGGCUCGACACCCUGUCAGUUCCUCUGUCCAUGGCUCGCAUCUCAAGGUACAAAGCUGGAACAGAAAAGUCAAGGUCGACUGCAUUCGAGGUGCUGGCGCUGGACGGAGUCAGCACAGGGAUCCUUCAGUUUUACACAGCCCAGGACAGCGCCGACUGGCUGAGAGCAGUCUCGGCAAACAUCCGUGACCUGACGCUUCAAAACAUUGUGCACAUGGGGUGGGUGAACGAGAGACUCCAAGGUGCCGACUCCUCUCAGACCUUCGUCUGGCUCGCGGACAACUGCUGGUUGCAAGCAAACCUGUAUCUGGGUCUUCACGACUUUGACACAGAGGACCAGAGGCCGUGCUGCUUCAGUGUCAUGGUGGGCCACGGGAGGAGCCACCGCUUCAGUGUGGAGCUGGGCAGCGAGCUGGCCGCAUGGGAGAAGUCGUUCCAAAGAGCCACGUUCAUGGAAGUUCAGAGAAUGGGGGUCUGGCUCGCGGACAACUGCUGGUUGCAAGCAAACCUGUAUCUGGGUCUUCACGACUUUGACACAGAGGACCAGAGGCCGUGCUGCUUCAGUGUCAUGGUGGGCCACGGGAGGAGCCACCGCUUCAGUGUGGAGCUGGGCAGCGAGCUGGCCGCAUGGGAGAAGUCGUUCCAAAGAGCCACGUUCAUGGAAGUUCAGAGAAUGGGG
Messenger RNA from Galeopterus variegatus (Sunda flying lemur), 834 nucleotides. RefSeq names its product gamma-2-syntrophin-like. Lineage: Eukaryota; Metazoa; Chordata; Mammalia; Dermoptera; Cynocephalidae. Gene Ontology annotation, cellular component: intracellular anatomical structure; dystrophin-associated glycoprotein complex. Gene Ontology annotation, molecular function: structural molecule activity. The record is from RefSeq and is a predicted model, not a curated record. The transcript has 6 exons. The annotation marks the transcript as partial.